AUGAGGUUCAAUGACCUUGGGCGCGUGCCAUGGCUCGCGCUUCUGGUAUCAGGAGCCCUGGGGCAGCGCAUUGUAGACGUCACAGAUCUAAGAAUAUUUUCAAGCCUGGCACCAUGUGCAGCAUCCGCCAUCUCACUUCACAUCAUGUCCCAGACGAGCUCCAACUGCCCUCAGGCUGCGACGGAGCUCCAAGAAUGCGUCUGCACCAAAAACAGUCAACUUGCCGCCAUUUCCUCGGCCAUGUCGCUUUCGGUCAGCGACAACUGCGGCUCAACCGCCACCGACGACCAAACCUCGGCUGCGUCCGUCCUGUCGGCGUACUGCGCCCAAAAGACCCCUUCGGCAAUGCCGACCCUACGACCCCCGGAAUUUCCAGUGUCGCAGUACAUCACGGACUUUGUCGAGUUCGAACAACUUGCACCCUGCGCCAGCAGUGCGCUUUCGUAUGCUGUGCAGAGCAUGACCAACACCUACUGUCCGCGAGACCCAGUUGGCCUGGCCAUGUGCGCCUGUCAAAGAAACCAGAACUCUCAGUCCAUCAGCCGGGUCAUCGACUCUUCUGUGAGAUACAGCUGCGCAUCCCACUCGGCAGACAUGACUUCGGCGCAGGGAAUGUUUUCAGCAUACUGCAAAAUGGCGGACUCGGGAACUACGGCUUUUCCUGUUCCGUCGCCUCCCCCUGGAGAUAUGUCUUAUUUCGUAACUGCUCUUCCUCAGUUCAAAUCUCUGGCUUCUUGUGCGCAACACGUCGUCUCAUUCGCUAUAUCAUCUCAAAUCAGCCAGUACUGCCCACAGGGCGUGCAGGCCUUGGCCUCUUGCGUCUGCAUCAAGGAGAGCAUGUCGUCGUCGGUUUCCAGCAGCAUCUCGUCCAAUGUCAAGUUUUCCUGCUCCACAACGGCGAAUCAAGACCUCACUUCUGCGCUGUCAGUCUUUGGCUUCUACUGCAGUGCCGCGAGGGGGCAGGUUAAAGCGACGGGCAUCUCGGAAUCGAUCGCACAAUCGUACCCUCCGGCACAGACGGGAAGCAACAGCGGGCAACCCGGACCGGGUCAGUCAGGCGCAGCAGGGCAGGACGGCUCAGUGGACGGCGGCAGCGGGCCCAACACGGGCAUAAUAGCCGGCGCGGUGGUCGGCAGCGUGGUGCUGCUGCUGCUGACCGGAGUCGCCGUCUUCUUCCUGAUGCGCCGAGCACGGCUCAACAGUCCGUCGGCCUCGAAGCCUUACGGGCGGCCAACCUCACCGGAGCACCAUUACAAGCCUGAGAUGGACGGCGUCGCUACGCAGAUUACCCAACUUCCGCCGGCCCAGAGCCCAGUCGGCAAUCAACAGAGGCAGGAACUGCCUAUUGGUAGCGGUAUAGUCUCGCCUCUAUCUGCGGGUCCCGCCACCUCUGAGCUGCACGGCACCGACAGCCCGGUUUCUCCGCAGACUGCGGGGUAUCGGACUUAUGGCUUCCAAGACCAGAACCUGCAGAUGCAGCGCUCAGAGUUGCAGGGAGCUCAGCCGCAUCCUGGAGUUUCCAGCCAGAACAGCUUCAACGUUCAUAAUGGGACACCAGCGAACAUGACGUGGCAUUCUGGGCCAGUUCCCGAAUACUCGGAGCUUGAUGGAACGAGUAAUACAAGAGGGCAACCAGAAGAAGGAAGAAGGUAA
Molecule: messenger RNA, 1653 nt
Organism: Pyricularia pennisetigena
Lineage: Eukaryota; Fungi; Ascomycota; Sordariomycetes; Magnaporthales; Pyriculariaceae
Exons: 6
Coding region: 1-1653 (550 amino acids)
Source: RefSeq, a predicted model, not a curated record